CCAGGAAUGGGCGGGUAUCCAGGAAUGGGUGGAUAUCCAGGAGGUGGCUUCGGAGGAGGUGGAGGUGGUUUUGGAUUCGGUGGUGGUGGUGGUGGAAUGUAUCCAGGAUAUGGAUUCGGAUGUGGACGUUUUCCCUGUUAUGGAAUGUAUCCGAGCUAUGGAAGAUACCCAUCGUAUGGAGGCUACAAUACUGCACAGGCACAGGCAUCUUCAUAUGGAGGCCAAAGUAGUGCCAGUGCAAGCGCGUCAUCAAUGUAUAAUUGGGCAUCAUUAUUUGGAUGAUCUCUUCAUUUUAUUGUU
Molecule: messenger RNA, 300 nt
Organism: Hermetia illucens (black soldier fly)
Lineage: Eukaryota; Metazoa; Arthropoda; Insecta; Diptera; Stratiomyidae
Product: protein suex-1-like
Exons: 2
Coding region: 7-282 (91 amino acids)
Source: RefSeq, a predicted model, not a curated record